AUGAGGGCUGUACUGCUGCUGGGGUCCCUGCUGGUGGGCCUGGAGUCAGUGCUCUCGACACCACCUCGGAAAGCCCCUAAAGAGUUUAAGCUGGGAAGAGUCCAUUAUCCCACAGCUGUCACAGUUUCUGGGAAGCCCUGCCACUUCCCUUUCCAGUACCACCGGCGGCUGUACCACAGUUGCAUCCACAGGGGCCAGCCAGGCCACCAGCCCUGGUGCGCCACUACACCCAACUUCGACCAGGACCGGGAGUGGGGUUACUGCCUGGAACCCAAGAAGGUGAAAGACCACUGCAGCAAACACAACCCCUGCCACCGAGGAGGGACGUGCGUGAACCUACCCAGCGGCCCGUACUGCCUGUGUCCGGAGCCCCUCACUGGCAAGCACUGCCAGAAAGAAAAGUGUUUUGAGCCUCAGCUCCUCCGCUUCUUCCACGAACAUGACACAUGGCUUAGAGCGGAGCCCGCAGGUGUGGUCAGAUGCCAGUGCAAAGGUCCUGAGACCCACUGCAGGCCGCUCGCCAGCCAGGCCUGCAGCAGCAAUCCUUGUCUGAAUGGGGGUCACUGCCUGGAGGCAGAGGGCCACCCCCUGUGCCAGUGCCCUGCAGGCUAUUCUGGACCUUUCUGCGAGUUGGACAAGGAGGUCAAAUGCUACCAAGGCCGGGGGCUCAGCUACCGAGGCCUGGCCCAGACCACUGUCUCCGGGGCCCCAUGUCAGCGGUGGUCCUCCGAGGCCACCUUCCAGAAUGUGACCGGGCAGCAAGCACUGAGCUGGGGACUAGGCCACCACGCCUUCUGCCGGAACCCAGAUAACGACACACGUCCUUGGUGCUUUAUCUGGAGUGGCGACAGGUUGAGCUGGGAGUACUGUGACCUAGCACCAUGCCCAUCUCCAUCCGAGGUCCCCCUGGGGCGGCAGGACCUGCCGGUACCCAGGCCAUCGGCCCUGGCGGAGCCUCUGCCCACCACCGGGGAUGCCCAUCAGUCCCAGGAGGCCGGGCUUCCUCCAGGGUGCUCAGCCUGGUGUUCCCGCUCAGCCUCCUCCAGCCAGCCGGCCCUGCCCCGGGUGGGCUCGCUGGCCUGUGGCCAGCGGUUCCGGAAGCACCUGUCCCCGCUCAGCCGCGUGGUCGGCGGGCUCGUGGCUCUGCCCGGGGCGCACCCCUACAUCGCGGCACUGUAUUGGGGUCACAACUUCUGCGCGGGGAGUCUCAUCCACCCCUGCUGGGUGCUGACUGCGGCGCACUGCCUGCAGGACCGGCCGGCGCCGGAGGAGCUGAGCGUGGUGCUCGGCCAGGACCGGCAUAACCAGAGCUGCGAACAGUGCCAAACGCUGGCCGUGCGCUCCUACCGCCUCCACGAGGCCUUCUCCUCCGUCACCUACCAGCACGACCUGGCCCUGCUGCGCCUGCAGGAGGGCGCCGAUGGCCACUGCGCGCACCUGUCGCCUUUCGUUCAGCCCGUGUGCCUGCCUAGCGGCCCCGCCCCGCCCUCCGAAGCCCAGGCCUCGCUCUGCGAGGUGGCCGGCUGGGGCCACCAGUUCGAAGGGGCAGAGGAAUAUGCCACGUUCCUGCAGGAAGCACAGGUGCCUUUCAUCUCCCUGGAGCGCUGCUCCGCUCCCCGAGUGCACGGAGACGCCAUCCUUCCAGGCAUGCUCUGUGCCGGCUUCCUUGAGGGUGGCACCGAUGCGUGCCAGGGCGACUCCGGGGGCCCGCUGGUGUGUGAGGAUGAGGCGGCAGAAAGCCGACUUACCCUGCGAGGCAUCAUCAGCUGGGGCUCGGGAUGUGGCGAUCGCAACAAGCCAGGUGUUUACACGGAUGUGAGCAGCUACCUGGCAUGGAUCCAAGAGCACACAGCCUCCUGACCUGGCCAUGCUCUCCUGAAUGGUUCUGGAAUGGAAGGGUAGCUGGGGCAUGAUCAUGAAAAUGUGUCACUAUACCCUCCU
Perognathus longimembris pacificus (Pacific pocket mouse) is the source of this 1941-nucleotide messenger RNA. RefSeq names its product coagulation factor XII (gene F12). Gene Ontology annotation, cellular component: rough endoplasmic reticulum; extracellular region. The transcript is spliced from 14 exons. Bases 1 to 1860 code for a protein of 619 amino acids. The record is from RefSeq and is a predicted model, not a curated record. Gene Ontology annotation, biological process: blood coagulation; zymogen activation. Gene Ontology annotation, molecular function: calcium ion binding; serine-type endopeptidase activity. NCBI's taxonomy places the organism in Eukaryota, Metazoa, Chordata, Mammalia, Rodentia, Heteromyidae.